Lutzomyia longipalpis is the source of this 2150-nucleotide messenger RNA. RefSeq names its product lysophospholipid acyltransferase 5 (gene nes). The coding region runs from base 416 to 1813 and encodes 465 amino acids. Lineage: Eukaryota; Metazoa; Arthropoda; Insecta; Diptera; Psychodidae. Gene Ontology annotation, molecular function: lysophospholipid acyltransferase activity; 1-acylglycerophosphocholine O-acyltransferase activity. Gene Ontology annotation, cellular component: membrane. Gene Ontology annotation, biological process: phosphatidylcholine biosynthetic process; lipid modification. The transcript has 4 exons. The record is from RefSeq and is a predicted model, not a curated record.
AUUUUUUUGUGACUUGCCCACCGGGAUAUCUUUGUGAGAAGUGAAAGCAACACAAAAAAUCGUGAGAAAAUUUCUCCCAAAAAAGUCCACGAAUUUUUUGAGCUGGAAAAUUAUUUUAUUCCUUGACAAUUUUCCGUGAAUUUGCACCCUAAAUUACUCUUUUGUGUUUUCCUGGUGAAGAGGUCUGUGCACCUCCUUUGUGCAUUUUGUGGUUCACCCUGCAAGUUUGUCCUAAAAAAAAAAAGUUGCUGCACUUUGUGUUUAUUGGGAAAUUCACGAAGAUUUGUUUAUUCAAAUGCGUUUAGUCCUCAUUUAAGUGUAAUGCUAGUCAGUAGAACGAGCAGUUGCCAGCAAAAAGUGUGAUUAUUCGCGGACUUUUUCUUCACAUCCGGAAGUACUUUCGCUUGCGCGGGAAAUGUCUUCUCCGGGGUUAAUUGGACAAUUGGCUGGUGCUGUGGGGGCCACGGAGCCUGCCCUAAGGCUCCUCAUCUCCGUCGUAUUGGGCUACCCUUUGUCUCUGUUCUACCGGAAUUUCAUCUGGCCCCUUCCGGAGUUGCAGCAGCAUAUUUUUAUGAUAAUCUCCGGCAUGACAAUUUGCUUGUUUAAUUACGGCAGUGAUGUGUACCACAGUAUUCUCGCCAUCCUGGCCACGUAUAUCCUGAUAAAGGUUCUGGGGCCCACAAAGAAGCUCAUGAUUGCUUCUUUUGCCUUCCACAUGACUCACCUACUCUUUGGCUACAUCAUGACGGGUACGGAUAACUACGACAUUGUAUGGACAAUGCCUCACUGUGUCCUAGUCCUCCGACUAAUUGGUUUAACCUUUGACAUUUGUGACACAUUUGGAAGUCACAAGAAGGGCGAUGAGCCCAAGGAAAUGGAUGUUUAUGGGAUUAAGAAGAUGCCCAAUCUCCUGCAGAUUUCAUCAUAUACGUACUUUCCGGGAAGCUUCCUUGCAGGCCCCCAAUUUCCCUAUCAUCAGUAUGAGAGAUUCCUCGGGAAGGAAUUUGAGAAAUAUCAAGGAUUCGUCGAUGCGGGGCUCAAGAGAUUCGGUCUGGGCUUUAUGUAUUUAGCCAUUUUCCAGAUCUUGAAUAUCUUUGCAUCAGAUACGUAUCUUUUGUCUGAGGAUUACGCAUCAGCGGGGUACUUUAAGAGAUUAAUUUUCCUGGGAAUUUGGGGGCGUUUGACGCUGUAUAAGUACAUGUCAGUGUGGCUCCUGUCCGAGGGGGCUUGCACCCGUUUCGGGCUGACAUUCCGCAAUGUCAAGGAGGGAAAAGAAGACUGGUCAGCGGGAGAGAAUGUAAAGAUUUGGCGACUGGAGCAAGCCAAUAGGUUCACGCACUACAUUGAGAGUUUCAACGUGGCUACAAAUCACUGGGUGGCCAGACACAUCUACAAACGGCUCAAAUUUCUCGGUAGUCGUGAAAUCUCCCAAGCAUCCACUCUCUUCUUCCUCGCCAUCUGGCAUGGAUUCCACAGUGGAUACUACGCCAGUUUCGCCAUGGAGUUCAUUGUGGUCUUCAUAGAGAGAGAUUUCGAUUCAAUUGUGAAGGGUAACGAGAAACUCCGACGACUCCUCGAGCAUCCCCAUCUCCAGCCGGUUUACUUUGUUCUCCUCAAGUUCUAUGCCAUCGUGGGAAUGGGCUGGUGUCUGGUACCCUUUGCCUUCCUCAGCUUCUCCAAGUAUUGGGCAAUUUUCCGUGCAGUUCACUUCUUGGGCUACGUCUAUGCCUUGGCUUACAUUGGCAUUCACUUCAUCCUCAAAGCCCUCUUCCCGCGCGAUAAAUCACGGGCUGUGCCCGAGAAGAGUCAAUAACCAUGGGACAUCCGCAGCAUCCCCUAUCCGAGCCAUAGUAGCAAGCAGUACUUAUCCCAAGUAUAAGUAAACUUAAUUAGUAUCAACCCCCCCCCCCCCCCCAACAGUUUGUUGCAUAUUUGAGGUUUUAUCUCUCUCUCGCUCUUUACACCUCUUUCAAUCGACUAGUCGCGCCUGAAUGUAGCCAAAAAAGUACAUAGAGAUUCGAUAUGCACACUGAAAAGAAACAAAAAGAAGAAGUUUAUCUCACAAAAAUGUAUUUAUUUCACAUAUUAUUCGUCUCGGGACGCUAUAUAUAUUUAUGAAAUAAAGAAAAUGUAAUUGGACGUAGAAAAAA